AUGACCAACCUCACCAUGGUGACAGGAUUCUUCCUCAUGGGUUUUUCAAAUACUUGGGAGCUACAGGUUUUACAAGCCAUCCUCUUCUUGCUGAUCUAUGUGGUGGCUGUGAUGGGGAACCUUCUCAUCUUUACUCUCAUUUCUGUUGAUGAGCAUCUCCACUCCCCCAUGUACUUUUUCCUGAAGAACUUGUCUUUUUUAGAUCUUUGCCUAAUCUCUACCACAGUUCCUAAAUCCAUUGCAAAUUCCCUGAGCUACAGUCAUUUCAUCUCAUUGUUGGAGUGUAUAUUACAGCUUUUUUUAGUUAUUUUCUUUGCAUCCUCAGAGCUUUUCCUCCUAACAGUGAUGUCCUAUGACCGUUACAUGGCCAUCUGCCAGCCCCUGAACUAUGAAGUCAUCAUGAACAAAGGGGUUUGUGUGAAGAUGGCAACUGCUUCCUGGAUCACUGGAGGUUUGUUUGGGGUCCUAUACACAGUUAGUACAUUCACUUUGCCUUUCUGUAGCUCCAAUGAGAUCCAUCAAUUCUUCUGUGAUGUUCCUUCCUUACUCAGAAUCUCUUGCUCUGAUACACAUAUCGCACUUGAUGUGACCAUAGCUUUGGGAUUCAGUUUAGGGAUUCUCUGCUGCAUUUCCAUUACUCUCUCUUAUGGGCCCAUUUUUUCAACUGUGCUGAAGAUUCCAACCACAGAGGGUCGGUCAAAAGCCUUUUCCACUUGCCUACCCCACCUCUUAGUUCUCAUAGUUUUUAUUACAACUGCAUCCAUGUCUUAUCUAUGCCCACCUCUGGACACUGACUCAGUUCUGGAUCUAUUAUUGUCUAUGUUCUAUAUGGUAGUGCCCCCAACCAUGAACCCUAUCAUCUAUAGUCUGAGAAACAAGGAUGUGAAGACUUCCCUAAAAAAACUCAUAGCCUGA
Dromiciops gliroides (monito del monte) is the source of this 915-nucleotide messenger RNA. Its product is annotated as olfactory receptor 14A2-like. The record is from RefSeq and is a predicted model, not a curated record. The transcript has a single exon. Gene Ontology annotation, cellular component: membrane. Gene Ontology annotation, biological process: G protein-coupled receptor signaling pathway. The coding region runs from base 1 to 915 and encodes 304 amino acids. NCBI's taxonomy places the organism in Eukaryota, Metazoa, Chordata, Mammalia, Microbiotheria, Microbiotheriidae. Gene Ontology annotation, molecular function: olfactory receptor activity; odorant binding; G protein-coupled receptor activity.